Molecule: messenger RNA, 1264 nt
Organism: Psammomys obesus (fat sand rat)
Lineage: Eukaryota; Metazoa; Chordata; Mammalia; Rodentia; Muridae
Gene: Drd4
Product: dopamine receptor D4
Exons: 4
Coding region: 1-1158 (385 amino acids)
Biological process (GO): adenylate cyclase-inhibiting dopamine receptor signaling pathway; adenylate cyclase-activating adrenergic receptor signaling pathway
Cellular component (GO): plasma membrane
Molecular function (GO): G protein-coupled receptor activity; dopamine neurotransmitter receptor activity, coupled via Gi/Go
Source: RefSeq, a predicted model, not a curated record
AUGGGGAACGGCAGCGCCGCUGACGCCGGUGGGCUGUUGCCUGGGCGUGGGCCAGAGUCCCUGGGGACCGGCGCCGGGCUCGGGGGCGCGGGCGUGGCGGCGCUGGUGGGGGGCGUGCUGCUCAUCGGCAUGGUGCUGGCCGGGAACUCGCUGGUGUGCGUGAGCGUGGCCUCCGAGCGCACCCUGCAGACUCCCACCAACUACUUCAUCGUGAGCCUGGCCGCCGCCGACCUCCUCCUCGCGGUGCUGGUGCUGCCCCUGUUUGUCUACUCCGAGGUCCAGGGUGGCGUGUGGCUGCUGAGCUCCCGUCUCUGCGACACCCUCAUGGCCAUGGACGUCAUGCUGUGCACAGCCUCCAUCUUCAACCUGUGCGCCAUCAGCGUGGACAGGUUCGUGGCUGUGACCGUGCCGCUGCGUUACAACAGUCAGGGCCAGCGCCAGCUGCUGCUCAUCGCCGCCACGUGGCUGCUGUCCGCCGCGGUGGCCGCCCCGGUGCUGUGCGGCCUCAACGACGUGCCGGGCCGCGACCCAACCGUGUGCCGCCUGGAGGACCGCGACUUCGUGGUCUACUCGUCCGUGUGCUCCUUCUUCCUGCCCUGUCCGCUCAUGCUGCUGCUUUACUGGGCCACUUUCCGCGGCCUGCGGCGCUGGGAGGCAGCCCGGCACGCCAAGCUUCACAGCCGCGCGCCGCGCCGACCCAGCGGCCCGGGCCCCCCGGGGUCAGACCCUGCUCAGGGCCCGUUCUUGCCACACUGCCCACCCCCAUCACCCAGCCUCCUGCCGGGUCCCAGCGGCUCCGGCGUGCGGGAGCCAGACCCCUCUGGGAGCCCCUGCAGCGCCGAGCUUCCGCUCCCCGAGGCACCCGCGCCGCCCGCGCCGCCUUGCCGCGGAAGAAGAGGCGCCAAGAUCACCGGAAGGGAGCGCAAGGCGAUGAGGGUCCUGCCGGUCGUAGUCGGGGCCUUCCUGAUGUGUUGGACGCCUUUCUUCGUGGUGCACAUCACGCGGGCGCUGUGUCCGGCUUGUUUCGUGCCUCCAAGCCUGGUCAGUGCCGUCACCUGGCUAGGCUAUGUCAACAGUGCCCUCAACCCCGUCAUCUACACCAUCUUCAACGCGGAGUUUCGCAGCGUCUUCCGCAAGAUUCUCCGUCUCCGCUGCUGAAAGGGCGGCUGGUGUCCUGAGGUCAAGGAGAUCCAAGCCUGUGUGCGGAGUGCGCGGGCGCACAUUCGUCUGAUCAAAUGAAAUCAUCUAUGAAAGCUGAGGGUUG